AUGCAAUCUGAAAACAAUUCUACUGCGGAAUCUUCGAAAGCUCCUAAAAAUUCUGAUGAUGAACUUGUUGAAGAGACAAUUAAUGAUGAAACGAUUGCGAAAAUUGAUCCUUCGUUUUGGGAUGAUUAUGAGAAAUUAGAUCUCAAUGAAGAACGAGAGGAUGGAUCUAGCAGAUCCAAGAAAAGAAAAGUGGUUAUAGAUAGACGAGAAAGAGCUAUAUCUGAUGCACUUGCUAAUAUUAAUCGUUCGAAGGAUGUUGACCUUUGUUAUGUUUUAGACUGCACUAGUUUGUACCAUCUAAAUUUAUUUGUCAAAAUUUCCACUUUUUAG
Dentiscutata erythropus is the source of this 330-nucleotide messenger RNA. Lineage: Eukaryota; Fungi; Glomeromycota; Glomeromycetes; Diversisporales; Gigasporaceae. The record is from the annotation of a GenBank genome assembly.